Pelobates fuscus (common spadefoot toad) is the source of this 1856-nucleotide messenger RNA. RefSeq names its product Y+L amino acid transporter 2-like. The record is from RefSeq and is a predicted model, not a curated record. Bases 121 to 1644 code for a protein of 507 amino acids. The transcript is spliced from 10 exons. Gene Ontology annotation, cellular component: membrane. Gene Ontology annotation, biological process: amino acid transmembrane transport. Gene Ontology annotation, molecular function: L-amino acid transmembrane transporter activity. NCBI's taxonomy places the organism in Eukaryota, Metazoa, Chordata, Amphibia, Anura, Pelobatidae.
CUCACUGGGCGGCCGUGCAUAUGGAGCAAUACAUGAUUUGUCUUUUAAACAGAAAAGAAAAGGCUUUCCUAGGUGAAUAGCCUUAUCAGAUUCCACAGGUGGUGAGAAGAAGCACAGAAGAUGUCAUUACCAUGGAUUUUGUGUUGCUCUGACCAAAAAGAUAAAAAUGUUGAAACCACCUGCCCAAAUGACAGCACAGGAUCCGUCAAAGAUCAGAAUGACACAAUGAAGAUGAAGCAAGAAAUUACAUUGUUUAAUGGGGUUUCUUUAAUAGUUGGAAACAUGAUUGGAUCUGGAAUAUUUGUCUCCCCAAAAGGAGUGUUGAUGUAUAGCACCUCGUUUGGACUUUCACUCAUUAUUUGGGCUCUUGGAGGAAUAUUUUCAAUGUUCGGUGCAUUAUGUUAUGCAGAACUGGGAACAUCAGUCAUGAAAUCUGGGGCCAGCUACGCUUAUAUACUUGAAGCAUUUGGUGGGUUUAUUGCCUUCAUCAGACUGUGGUCAUCUUUAUUAAUUAUAGAACCUACUACGCAGGCAAUUAUUGCAAUUACAUUUGCUAAUUAUAUAGUACAACCAAUUUUUCCAUCUUGCCAACCGCCAUAUGAAGCUGUUCGAUUGAUUGCGGCUGCUUGUAUUUGUACAUUAACAUUUAUUAAUUGUGUUCAUGUAAAAUGGGGAACAAGAGUACAAGAUGCGUUCACAUAUGGAAAGAUCAUUGCUCUUCUGGUUAUAAUAUCUGUUGGACUUGUGAAACUAGGACAAGGACAGACUCAUAAUCUAAAGGCUCCAUUUGAAGGUUCCACCACUAAAGCAGGGGCAGUGGCACUUGCUCUUUAUUCUGCACUCUACUCUUAUGCUGGAUGGGACACAUUAAACUUUGUCACAGAAGAAAUUAAGAAUCCAAAAAGGAGUCUUCCUCUAGCUAUCGGAAUUUCAAUGCCUAUUGUUACUGUUAUCUAUCUGCUGACUAACGUGGCAUAUUAUGCAGUCCUAGAUAUGCCAGCUGUUCUUGCCAGCGAUGCUGUUGCUGUGAGCUUUGGUAAUGAAGUUCUGGGUUAUGCAAAAUGGCUGAUUCCAGUAGCAGUGGCAAUGUCUUGCUAUGGAGGAUUAAAUUCAUCAGUAAUUGCAGCUUCAAGAUUAUUCUAUGUUGGAGCAAGGGAAGGACACCUCCCUACAAGUCUGAGUUUGAUCCACUUGAAAAAUUUCACACCAGUGCCUGCUCUGCUCUUCAAUGGUCUAAUGGCUAUCAUUUAUCUCCUUGUUGAAGACGUGUUUCAACUAAUAAAUUAUUACAGCUUCAGUUAUUGGCUGUUCGUGGGACUUUCGGUCGCUGGAUUAAUCGUUUUGAGAAUAACUCAACCUGAGCGAAUGAGACCAGUUAAGAUCAGUCUCUUCUUUCCAGUGGUGUAUUGCCUCUGCAGUCUUUUUCUUGUCAUAGUGCCUCUCUAUAGUGAUACAGUUAAUUCAAUCAUUGGUAUUGGGAUUGCCCUCUCUGGAAUACCAGCUUAUUUUCUUGGAGUUUAUUUACCUGUGGGAAAGAGACCACGAUGUUUCUCUUGGAUUUGUGAAUCCUUAACAAAAUAUGUACAGAUCGUGUGCAACUGCUGCCUGACAGAUUUGGAUGAUGAUAUAGAAAAGAAAAGAUAAGAUCUGUUGCCAGACAGACACAUGUCCCGUUUUGUAAACUUUUCAUUUUGAUCAGAAACAUUGUAAACUGCAGAUUAUGUAAAUAAUCAUUUGUUCUUGUGUUUAAAUUCUAUUUUUGUUUGUUGAUUUUGGUUCUGCUAGAUUUCAGAUGUGCAUUUUAUAUAUAUUUUUUUUGUCAUCAAACAAUGGUCUAUGAAUUAAAAUAUAUACUG